Messenger RNA from Mus pahari (shrew mouse), 5727 nucleotides. RefSeq names its product NOP58 ribonucleoprotein (gene Nop58). Gene Ontology annotation, molecular function: snoRNA binding. The transcript is spliced from 13 exons. Gene Ontology annotation, cellular component: small-subunit processome; box C/D methylation guide snoRNP complex. The coding region runs from base 259 to 1683 and encodes 474 amino acids. NCBI's taxonomy places the organism in Eukaryota, Metazoa, Chordata, Mammalia, Rodentia, Muridae. The record is from RefSeq and is a predicted model, not a curated record.
CUUCAGUUGCCUGAGUUAAUCUUCCUCAAUGUUGUCAAUGAUGCAUCUUAAUUGGAACUGAAUUUAAGUGAUCUAACCCAUUCGUCACUACCACUGAGACAACAUUGAGUUAGCUUUUUUCACCAUAGGGUUGGUUUCCCCCAUGUGAUGAGAGAUGACAAGUGCUUAAAUUGAUCUCCCUGUGGAAACCAACAGCCUAAUGCUGAAGCACAAUUCAGUAAGAGCUGUUCUACAAGGGACCAAGCAUUCACAGCUCUGAUGGAAGGCAAAAUCAAUAAGCAGCUGAAGAAAGUUUUGAAGAAAAUAGUAAAAGAAGCCCAUGAACCUCUGGCUGUCGCUGAUGCUAAACUAGGAGGGGUCAUAAAGGAAAAAUUGAAUCUCAGCUGUAUCCAUAGUCCUGUUGUUAAUGAACUUAUGAGAGGAAUCCGAUCGCAAAUGGAUGGCUUGAUUCCUGGGGUAGAACCACGUGAAAUGGCAGCCAUGUGCCUUGGAUUGGCCCACAGCCUGUCUCGAUACAGAUUGAAAUUCAGUGCUGAUAAAGUGGACACAAUGAUUGUUCAGGCAAUUUCCUUAUUAGAUGACUUGGAUAAAGAGCUAAACAACUACAUUAUGCGGUGUAGGGAAUGGUAUGGCUGGCAUUUCCCUGAGUUAGGGAAAAUUAUUUCAGAUAAUCUGACAUACUGCAAGUGUUUACAGAAAGUUGGGGACAGGAAGAACUAUGCAUCCGCCUCUCUCUCUGAGUUCCUGUCUGAAGAAGUAGAAGCAGAAGUGAAAGCAGCUGCAGAGAUAUCCAUGGGAACAGAGGUUUCUGAAGAAGACAUUUGCAACAUUCUACAUCUGUGUACACAGGUAAUUGAAAUUUCUGAAUAUAGAACUCAGCUGUAUGAAUAUCUGCAAAAUCGAAUGAUGGCCAUUGCACCUAACGUUACAGUCAUGGUUGGAGAGUUAGUUGGAGCACGGCUUAUUGCUCAUGCAGGUUCUCUUUUGAAUUUGGCCAAGCAUGCAGCUUCUACAGUUCAGAUUCUUGGAGCAGAAAAAGCACUUUUCAGGGCCCUCAAAUCCAGACGAGACACACCUAAAUAUGGACUUAUUUAUCAUGCUUCUCUUGUAGGCCAGUCGAGUCCCAAACACAAAGGAAAGAUUUCUCGAAUGCUGGCAGCCAAAACUGUUUUGGCUAUCAGAUACGACGCUUUUGGUGAAGAUUCCAGUUCUGCAAUGGGAGUUGAGAACAGAGCCAAAUUAGAGGCCAGGUUGAGGAUUUUGGAGGACAGAGGGAUAAGAAAAAUAAGUGGAACAGGAAAGGCAUUAGCAAAAGCAGAAAAGUAUGAACACAAAAGUGAAGUGAAGACUUAUGAUCCCUCUGGUGACUCCACACUUCCAACUUGUUCUAAAAAACGCAAAAUAGAAGAGGUAGAUAAAGAGGAUGAAAUUACUGAAAAGAAAGCAAAAAAAGCCAAGAUUAAAAUUAAAGCUGAAGUAGAGGAGGAGAUGGAGGAGGAGGAGGAGGCGGAGGAAGAACAGGUAGUAGAAGAGGAGCCAACUGUAAAGAAGAAAAAGAAGAAGGAUAAAAAGAAACACAUAAAGGAAGAGCCACUUUCCGAGGAGGAGCCAUGUACCAGCACAGCAGUUCCUAGUCCAGAGAAAAAGAAGAAAAAGAAAAAGAAGAAAGAUGCUGAAGACUAAUGUAAAGGAACCAUAAUCCUGUCACCCGAUUACAUCAUGUUUAAGAUUCAGUUGGGAGCAUAUCUGAUCCUCUAAAAUAAUCAAGGGAGGUUGAAUAUCUAUAGCUUUUCAAGCCUUUUUGUGUCUUGACAUCAACUGUUAACCUUAGAGUCUUUGAUACACAAAUAAAAUAUUUUCUUUGUAUUAUAAGGCAGUUUUGUGAUCUCUUUAUAUUUUAGGCACGGGAUCUUUAGCCCUUUCUAUGUUUAACUUAGCAUUAGACUAGGUAUUGUUACUGUUGAAAAGUCAGUUACAGAGGAUUGGAAAUUCCAAAGUUUAAAAUAGCUUUCUGGAAGGUGGUGUUUAGACAGACCAAUUUAAGAUCUUAUGUGUUUCCCUUGCCUUCUCAGGUUUUAAAACUGAGAACAUUCUGCUAUGUGCUUCAGAAAGGAAAGAAGGUAGUUGUAAUUUUUAUCAUUCACUACUUCUGAUGUGUGGUUUUUGAGACAAGGUCUUAUUGCGUAGACUCACUGUGUAGCCAGGAAAGACACUGAACUUCUGAUGCUCCUAUCUUCCUCCAAAGAGACGGGUUACAGACUUGUGUCAGUUGGUGUUUGCUGGGGAUGGAACCCACAGCCUCGCUUCUGAACUAUAGCGUUAGUUCCCUGGCUGGGCCACCAUGUGUGUCUAUGUGUCUCUUGUUUUUCUUGCAUGUGUAUGUGUGCACUGCUUACAUGCCUCUGUCUAUGGAGUUCAAAAGGGUCCAUUGUUUAACUGGAUGGUUGUGAGUCUGUAUGUCACCCAGGGUCCACUGUAAGAAAAUCAGCCCCUGUAUUUUUUACACUAAAAAGACUCUGAAAGUAAUACAAGGUCAUUCAUAACUUAGAUAAAAUACCUAAUAGAAACAUUAGCUUCUUGGCUACUUUGGCUCCUAGGUAAAGGGGAUUUGGUCAGAAUUGUUGGUCAUUGUUUUGGGUUGCUUUGUUUUGCUCUGACAGGAUUUCAUUAUGUAGCUCUGGCUAUCCUGGAACUCCUGUGCCUCCAAGUGCUGAUCUUAAAGUCAUGCGUACCCACCACCCCACCUGCAACUUGUUUAAGGCUUGCAAUCUGCCUAGCACAGUAAACAAAAGACAUGAUGUACUGUUGGGAUUAAUUUUGUGUCUAACUUGAAGUUCUAUAUUUGGAUUUAUUUGAUUGGGCCUGACUGAGUUGCAUAAAUUUUAUUUUCAUACUAAGUCUCAACUAUUGUAUAUCAGACUAUCUGCCCAUCAAAUCUCUUAGAGUUGGCUAUUGGUUGAAAAUAUUGUGGUAUGAACAAAGAAGACAUAGUGCCACUAGCAAUAGAAAAUUAACCAUUCACCACUUUGAUCCUAAUGUUUUUUAAAAUCUGUAUCUGCCCCUAUACUGUCUGAAUCCUGAAUUUCACAAAAUACAGAGGAGCUCUAUUCCCCUCUAAGCAGCCCUUUGCAGCUCUCUGUCCCAUGGUUCUUUUGCCUAUGAAAGUUACCUUUAGUCCACCUGAUUCUCUAAGGUGAGUUUAGCAUUGGAAGUAAUGAAUUACAACAUGUAUAAGGCCAUUUAUUUACAAGCCCACGUAUUCCACGUAGAAUAACAUGGGUUAGGGUAGUUAGUGUAGCAUGAAGGUCCACAUUAGGGUUAUAGCAAACUAUUUUAACUUACACUCCAGAACAGAAAUGUUUUCAGAAAUCAGCUUUAAGAACAUAGGUGAGUUUCGUUUUGUUUUCUUCAUUUAAAGAAAAAGACUUGUAUAUCAAUUUCCUGGCUUAGUGCAUAUGUAGAAGCUACAUAUGUAGGACAGCUUCCAUUGUGUGCCAACAAAAGUCAACACCUUUAUUGACCUUGGUUGUUUUCAGAUGGGUUCACACUAGCUGCCAUUUAUCUGUUGCAAUUUUCAUGUCUCUUUGUCUCCCAAGUGUCAGCUACCCUGCCCUCAGCUGUGGGCCAGUUCUAUUUCUUGCUUUGAGUGUUUUGUUUACUGUAUAUCUGUACAAAGUACCUGCAACAUACUCAGGAGACCGCAAGAAAGUAUCAAAUACCCUGGAACUAGAAUUACAAACUGCAUGUGGCUCCUGGGAAUUGAGCCCAGAUCUGAUAGAUGAGAUACCAGUGCUUUCCAGAGCGCAGGCCAUCUCUAGCCCGUUGCUGCACUUUUAAAAUACAAUUGUGUAUUGUUUUCCGUAGUUUAUUUCAAACUAUUUUGUAGAACAAAUUUCAGGUGAAAAUUCUGAGGUUUUGUGAUUGAGUUGAUUGUCAAGUAAAAUUAUCAGUAUAUUAGCAUAGUAUAUUAUUAUUAUCAAAUAUUAUCAAAACCAGUAUUAUAUAGUAUUAUCAAAACCAGUAGUUUGAAACAUUUGGAACCCUUCUUACUGUGCUAGGGAUGGAACCAAGGGUCUCACGCAUGUUAAACAUUUUCUACCAUUGAUAAAUAUCCCAGGCUUUAGUGUUGUUUAUAUAAAAGGCAUCCCAGAAAUGAAAUUUGAAUUAUAAGUUCACUGGUGGUAGUUAGCAUACAAACUGGACAGAUAAAUCAGGAAGAUUACCUUACUUUCUCUUAAUUCUGUAGUUCACCAGGCUAGAACUAAUUUAGUGGUCUGCAUUUUGGUAGAAUGAGUGCCAUUACAUGAUUUCAGCUGUAGUGUUGCAUGGUGGGUAGUUGAAGAGUGUCUCAGGGUUAGGCAUCAAAUGACCACUUUGGGCAAUCUCAAAAUUCAAUUUUCAUAAAAAAAUUUUAAAAUUUUUUAUUUUGUUGAGAAAAAAAAUCUAUGUGUAAUUUGUAAGCAAGUAACUUACUAUUAAUUUGUAAGAACAUUCAGAGCUACACAGCAUUGCAAUGUUUAUGGGUAUUCAUUUAUUCAUAGAUACAGUGCAAAUAUCUGAGCAGUUGUCAGUCUCAUUUUGAUUGAAUAUAAACUUAAUUAUGGGUGUCAAACGUUGGUACAAAAGCCUCUGUUGCCGUUUUUAUUUUUUCCUACCAUAAUAUUUUUCUUUAGAGGUUUGGUUUUUUUGGUUUUUGUUUUUUUUUGUGUGUGUGGGGUUUUUGCUUGGUUUUGUUUUGGUUGUUUGCAGAUUGUUGGCAUAUAUCAUCAUUCCUGGUCUUAUUGAGGUGUGUAUUGCUAGCUCCUAUUGGUUUGUUAUUAAUUUUCCUAUAGUAAUUGGAAGCAGGGGCAGGAUCACCACAGGUGUGCGGCCUUCUGGUCAUCAGUGAGUUCUAGGCAAUCCAGGGCUAUGUGGUUAGAAUCUGCUCAAAUAAUGGAGAAAUGGUUUAGGGGUGUAUGUAGCCUUACUAUUGUGGUAGAGUGUAAAAAUAGUGCCAGAGGCCACAUACAGAGGCAGAGGCGGGUAAAUCUCUUGUUAGACCAGCCAUAAUGAGACUUUCAAAGUGGGUGGUGGGGUGCAGUUCGGGUUAGGAGUCUUUUAAAAGUGGUAGUGUUGUUUGCCAGCACGGGUGAGACCCCACCUCAAAUCAGUAUGGCUCCAAAACAUCUCAGUAGUUUAUACCCAUAACUGUUUAGUAAAAAGACUCGUUUGGAAGCUGUAUUUCACCUUAAGAUUGUUUUUCACUUCUUAUCGAACUUAUGUUAUCGAACAUGUUCUCCACAUAAAAGCAAUAGGGACCCCCUCCUUUAAAAAAAAAAAUCAUUUGGAAAGAGUAAAUUUGCCCAGUGUGGUGUAAGCCAGUAUCCCUAGCACUUGGGAGGUGACAACAGGAAAAGAUGUCACCUCAUAAUCAGCCACAUUACCUCUUUGGGGUCUUAGUAAGCAACCGCUUGCUGCUGCUCUGGCUGGGUGGGGAUAGCUCAUCACCAAAGCUGGAAUUUUCUGUUCCCUGUGUUAGCCAAACCAAUCAGCCUUGUGAACCCCAAUCAAUAACUUAAACUGAUUUCCUUGGGUCCUGACAUAGUCUGGUACAAGCCAAGAGGCUUCUCGAGCUCAACUCUAACCAUUUCCUUAAGUCCUCAGAAAAUAGCAUCUUGAGAGUGUCUCUGAAAGGUAACCCAAGGCAGACAGUUGAGCACUUUGGCUGUGAUGGAGUGUCAGUGCUAC